Messenger RNA from Bombina bombina (fire-bellied toad), 2060 nucleotides. Its product is annotated as protein sidekick-1. Lineage: Eukaryota; Metazoa; Chordata; Amphibia; Anura; Bombinatoridae. The coding region runs from base 1 to 1563 and encodes 520 amino acids. The transcript has 11 exons. The record is from RefSeq and is a predicted model, not a curated record. Gene Ontology annotation, molecular function: protein binding.
AUGUCGUCCCCAGUGAAGCCGCCGCAGAAUGUUCAGGUAAACCCACUAACUGCAAGCCAGAUUGAUGUCACAUGGGACCCACCGCCAGCCAGCAGCCAAAAUGGCAUCAUCCAGGGGUACAAGAUUUACACGUGGGAAACAAAUAACCGCAAUCACACAGAGACAGUCCUGUCCAAGCCAGAAAAUACAGUGAAGUUAAAAAACCUGACCAGCUACACAAGCUAUUCUGUCAGCGUGUCCGCUUUUAAUGCCGCAGGGGAAGGGCCGAAAAGUGAUCCCAUUCAGGGCACAACACAGCAGGCUGCUCCAAGUGCUCCAGGCUUCCUGGCUUUUACUGAAAUGACUUCCAGCACCUUGAAUGUGACCUGGGGGGAACCUGUGACAACCAACGGGAUUCUGCAAGGUUACCGAGUGGUGUACGAGCCGCUGGCUCCUGUACUAGGGGUCAGUAAAGUGGUGGCAGUUGAUAUAAAGGGGAACAAGCAGCGGUGGCUGAAGGUACGAGAUCUCACAAAGGGAGUGACAUACAACGUCCAGGUGCAGGCAAAGACCGUCAGCUUUGGACCAGAACUACAGGCCAAUAUUACCGCUGGACCCCCCAAAGGUUCCCCUGGGUCCCCUCAACAAGUGUCUAUCAGCAAGUCAUCCUCAAGCCUCACUCUCCAGUGGUCUGAGGGCUCCUCUGGGGAGCGACCAACCACAGGCUUUAUCAUUGAAGCCCGCCCUUCAGAUGAAGGUCUCUGGGACAUAUUUGUGAGAGACAUACCCCGAGGAGCCACAUCAUGCACAAUUAGUCUGGAUCAGCUUAGACCAGGAGUGAACUAUGAAUUCCGGGUUGUUGCAAUAAAUGCAGUGGGUUAUGGAGAACCAAGCUUGGCAUCUGCUGCUGUGUCAGCGCAGACAGAAGUGUCUUUCUAUGAGCACUGGUGGUUCCUGUUGGCCAUUGCUCUGACCAGCAUUAUCUUCAUUCUCCUUCUUGUGUUUGCACUGGUCCUAUAUGGUCAGAACAAACGCUAUCAGAUCUGCAGCACAGGGAAGGACAUCUCCCCCCGUGAGGACACAUGCAACAAGGAUCGUGGGACAUUUGCUGCUCUGGAGCUCAGCAGAAGACAUCUAAAUUUCAUAAAGAAAAAUGGAGCACGGUCUCCCCCACGGCCCAGUCCUGGGGGGCUACAUUACUCAGAUGAAGAUAUCUGCAAUAAAUAUAAUGGGACUGCGCUGAAGGACAAUGCAUUGCUCACUGAUAAACCAGAAUCUGAAGCCAGUAUCAACAAGAGCCCGUCACAGAGUAAUGAGUUGUCUGAUUCCGAUUAUGAGGACAAUCUCCCAAAACAUUCCUUUGUGAACCAUUACAUGACUGACCCUUCCUACUACAACUCAUGGAAGCGGCAGCAGAAGAACAUUAAGCACUCAGGUCUCUACGGCUACGAGGAGUGUGAGGGGAGUGAGCCUGAGCCCUAUUUCCAGACGGUCACUCAGAGCUCAGGGGGUAUUUAUACCCUGACCGGACAAGUUCCUCAUGGCUCUAGGACUCCAGUCACAGGCUUCUCAUCGUUUGUGUGAUGUGCUCUGUGGGACCUCCGACCCCCCACUGUGUGUACAUAGGUCUUGUGUGGGCGCUCACACGUACAACAAUACUGUCUGCUUUUGAAGACAAUCAACACGUAAAACAAACUGGUUUUGUAGGAACUUUUGCAGGAUUCCUUUUCAGUUUAUUUAUAUUUUUGUUAGUUUUUUUUAUGUUGUUUUGUAAGUCCAGAAAAAGCUGUUAUUGAGGACUCAGUAGUGAUGAGUUUAUCUGCAGUCUGUGAGUACUGGUGUGGGGCGCCUGAGGUUUCACAUGAGUGGGUACCAGGUGUGAGGCCUGAAGACUUCUUUAUGCAUGCUUGAUUUGGGUCGUAUGCCAGCUGGAUUCUCCCUUUUCAUUAUGUGCUGCUUUAUAUUACAAAGUUUAGGUGGUUAUAACGGGACAAAAAUGGAGAAAAACUGUUUGACUUGUCUGAGUAUUAAGAACCAUGGGUGUAAACCUCUGUGUCAUCAAAUAAAUCUCCAUAAACCUC